AUGCCGGCUCCGCGGAGGGAGCCAGAGCAGCUGCUCUCACCUGCCCUCCUUCUCCUUACAGCGGUGGGGACUCAGGCGACGAUCCUUUUCACCAAGGAGCCAUACUCCCAGGACGCCCUGCACGGCCGCAGCGCCAUCCUCCGCUGUGAGGUGGCUGAGCCGGCAAACGUGGCCUUCGAAUGGCUGCAGAAUGGGCUCCCCGUCCAGGACACAGAGAGGCGCUUCAAAGAAGGCAGCAACCUCCAGUUCAUUGCCAUUGACCGCCACCGGGACGCGGGGGACUUCCAGUGCGUGGCAAGGAACGUGCUCACUGGGGAGGAAGCCCGCACAGCCAACGCAUCCUUCAACAUCAAGUGGCUGGAGACAGGCAGCGUGCUGCUGAAACAGCCGGCCAGCGAGGCUGAGAUCCAGCCCUCUUCCACGGUGGUGCUGCGAUGUCACAUUGACGGCCACCCACGCCCCACGUGGCAGUGGUUCUGGGACGGCGUCCCCAUCUCCGACGACCAUGACGCCUAUGCCAUCAGCAACAAGGAGCGAACGCUGACCCUCCGCAGCGCCAGCCCCAACGACAACGGGCUGUACUACUGCUGUGCCCGCAGCGCCAUUGGGUUCGUGUGCAGCCGCGACAACUUCACGCUGAAUAUUAUCGAUGAGAGCUUCCCCCAGCCAGUGAUCAUCCCACAGGACCUCAUUGUGACCAAGAACGAAGAGGCCAUGUUCGACUGCCAGUUUGCGGCUGUGCCCCCUCCCACACAGGAGUGGCUCUUUGAAGACACCCCCAUCACCAACAGGUCCAGGACCAUCGUGUUCGCCAACGGCUCCCUGCUAAUCACCCAGGUGAGGGCUCGCAGCACUGGGGUCUACAAGUGUGUUGGCCGUGGGCAGAGGGGGAAACCUGCUGUCCUGGAAGCAACUCUGCGGCUGGCAGAGAUCGAAGACAUGGCACCCUUCUCCCCGAAGGUGUUCACGGCCAACCAGGGGCAUCGUGUGGCCUGCGUUGCCCCCCGGGGCGUACCCCCACCCCAGGUCUGGUGGGAGCGGGACCAGGAGCAGGUUCCUACCACUGGCAGGGUGUACCAAGAGGCAGAGCAGCUUGUCUUCACUACUAUCACCGAGACGGAUGCAGGGAUCUACACGUGCCAUGCUGCCAACAAGGCUGGAGAGAAGAAGCAGGAGCUGAGCAUCACCGUGGCCACGGUGCCCAAGUGGGUGGAGAUGCCCAAGGACAGCCAGCUGGAGGAGAGCAAGCCAGGAUACCUGCACUGCCUCAGCAAGGCCUCCCUGAAACCCACCGUCACCUGGUACCGCAAUGGCGUCUCCAUCUCUGAGGACUCGCGCUUUGAGAUCUCUGAGAAUGGGACACUGCGCAUCAACAACGUGGAGGUGUAUGACGGGACGAUAUACAAGUGCGUGAGCAGCACGCCAGCAGGCAGCAUCGAGGGAUACGCACGGGUGCAUGUGCUAGAGAAGCUGAAGUUCACCCCCCCGCCCCAGCCGCUGCAGUGCAUGGAGUUUGAUAAGGAGGUUACAGUGUCCUGCUCGGCCACUGGCCGGGAAAAGCCCACCAUCCAGUGGACUAAAACAGAUGGGAGCAGCUUGCCGUCCCAUGUCAGCCACAACGCUGGCAUCUUGUCCUUCCACAAGGUGAGCCGGAGUGACUCAGGGAACUACACAUGCAUCGCCUCCAACAGCCCACAGGGCGAGAUCCGGGCCACCGUGCAGCUUGUGGUAGCAGUUUACGUCACCUUCAAGCUAGAGCCAGAGCCCACGACGGUGUACCAGGGGCACACAGCCAUGUUCCAGUGCCAGGCAGAGGGCGACCCCAUGCCGCACAUCCAAUGGAAAGGGAAGGACAAGAUUUUGGAUCCCGGCAAGCUCCUGCCCAGGAUUCAGAUCAUGCCCAACGGCUCCCUGGUGAUUUACGACGUCACCACCGAGGACUCAGGAAAAUACACUUGCAUCGCUGGCAACAGCUGCAACAUCAAGCACCGCGAGGCCUUCCUCUAUGUUGUAGACAAGCCAGCAGUGGAAGAGGAUGAGGGGCUCGGCAGCCACACACCCUACAAAAUGAUCCAGACCAUUGGACUUUCGGUGGGGGCGGCUGUUGCCUACAUUAUCAUUGUCCUGGGGCUGAUGUUCUACUGCAAGAAGCGGAGGAAAGCCAAGCGGCUGAAGAAGCACCCAGAGGGCGAGGAGCCCGAAAUGGAGUGUCUGAACGGCGGUGCUUUCCUGCAGAAUGGGCAGACAACAGAUGAGAUCCAGGAAGAAGUGGCCUUGACCAACCUGGGCAGCAGCUCCGGAGCCAGCAAGCGACAUAGUGCCGCUGACAAGAUGCACUUCCCGCGCUCCAACCUGCAGACAAUCACUACCCUUGGCAGGGGGGAGUUCGGUGAGGUCUUCCUGGCCAAGGCGAAGGGUGUGGAGGAUGGAGAGGACGAGGCGCUGGUGCUGGUGAAGAGCCUGCAGACCAGGGAUGAGCAGCUGCAGUUGGACUUCCGGCGUGAGGCAGAGAUGUUUGGCAAGCUGAACCACGCCAAUGUGGUGCGGCUGCUGGGGCUGUGCCGCGAGGCAGAGCCGCACUAUAUGGUGCUGGAGUACGUGGACCUGGGGGACCUGAAGCAGUUCCUGAGGAUCUCCAAGAGCAAAGACGAGUCUCUGAAGCCGCAGCCCCUCAGCACCAAGCACAAGGUGUCUCUCUGCACGCAGGUGGCCCUGGGCAUGGAGCAUCUCUCCAACGGCAGGUUCGUGCACCGGGACUUGGCAGCCAGGAACUGCCUCAUCAGCGCUCAGCGGCAGGUCAAAGUCUCAGCCCUGAGCCUCAGUAAGGAUGUGUAUAACAGCGAGUAUUACCACUUCCGCCAGGCCUGGAUCCCGCUGCGCUGGAUGCCGCCUGAGGCCGUGCUGGAGGAUGAGUUCUCCACCAAGUCGGACGUGUGGUCCUUCGGGGUGCUAAUGUGGGAGGUCUUCACACACGGAGAAAUGCCCUACAGCCCGCUGGCGGACGAUGAGGUCCUGGCAGGUACAGGAGGGACCUUGCCCUUUUCUCGGGAGAGAAGGCUACCGGCCUUGGCCGAGGCUCAAGGAGCCCCAGCACAACCCUGGCGCCGGGCUGUGGAGCAGUCUGGCUGGCCGUACACCUCCGUGGGCUUGUAG
Molecule: messenger RNA, 3153 nt
Organism: Struthio camelus australis
Lineage: Eukaryota; Metazoa; Chordata; Aves; Struthioniformes; Struthionidae
Source: RefSeq, a predicted model, not a curated record